AUACCCGUACUUGAUUGUACAAGAAAUAGUUGUUCUGGAGGGAAAUCCAAAGGUUGCAAAUUUUAAUGAUAAACCAAGCUAAUGUUCAAAAUUUGUACAGUUAUAUGCGUUUAUGUCGUGUACAUCCAUGCCCAGUAGUUGGUAUUCAAACAACUUUAUACUAAAAAGCAAAUAGGCGAUCUGGUAAGAUGUCAGAAAUUCGUGUAGAAGAGCGGGCAUUCUUUCCAAUCACAAGUUUGUCUUCGUUCAUUGGACUUGUGAAGGAACACUUACAACACGCUAAAUUGAAUCCUUCGCAUGAACCGAACUUAGCACUGCUUUCAAUCUUGUUUGGGUACCUUGAACAUGAGUUAACAGUCAGCAGAACAGCGUCAGUGGAUAGCAGCACAGACAGUGAAAAAGGAGGAAAACCACCGGAUAAAAUCACAGAUUCUACACAGAGCAUUGAUGAUGAAUUUCCUACUCUGGAUCUGGAAAUAAUUGAAGGAUUAUACAAUCAGUUUGUACUGAUGAUCAAAGCACAGGUUGAUAAGAGCUUGACAGAAUUUACUUCACGAAGCGGUUAUGCCACUCGUAUGUUAUGCAAGCGUGUCAGUGAUGUGAUAUGGAAUGGCUUGUUAAGAUCAUACCAUAAGGAUAAACCCCAUAUACAAUCUCUAUUCAGCUAUCUUACAGGACGUCAACUGGAUUGUUUUGGUCUUGCAUUUGUGGUGGUGGCCGCAUGCCAGGUAUUGGCUUACAAAGAUGCUCAUUUAGUUUUGAGUGGUGACCACGCAUGGGUGGCGACAGGAGAAGACUCAAAGGAUAUGACUGAAGUUACAUGGCAUGGGAAAGGCUUGGAAGAUAGAAGAGGUUUUUUGAUUGAUAAAACCACCACUGAAAAGAACUGGAUAUAUCAUGGUGGGAAUGCUGUGAAGUGUGACAGGUGGAUGGAAGUUGUAGCACUUGUCACUUCACUAAACGCAGCAAUUGACAUGCAAACUGACAGCGAGGAGUUACAACUCAUACAGCAUGACAUAAUGCGUUAUUUAUAUGAAGAAGGGCACAUGGACAAAUACCCAAUGGCACUUGGUGUGUACGCUGAACUCAAGGAAAUUAUUCCAACCAACAAACAAGACUCAGCAACUGUGGAUGAAAUACACAACAAAGCUAUCACUGCAGUUGAAACAAUAUAUGAUGGUUUACAUUUUCUUCCAUAUGUAAGCAAAGGGCACAGUUGUGCGCGACGAAACAGAUAUGAUGAUGCAAUUCGUAAUUGGUCCAAAGCAGCUCAAGUGCUGUCCAGAUACAAUUAUGGAAAAGAAGACGAAGAGAGUUAUAAAGAGAUGAUUGAUAUUGCAAACGAUCUGAUUCCUAGCACUCUUAAAACUGUUCCACAACUUUGUGAAGAUACCCAGUGCUAUUACAAUGUAAUACAAUUCUAUGAUGGGAUUUGUCUAUGGGAGGAAGGCAGUGUUACACCAGUUCUCCACUCUUGGUGGGCGCGCCACUUUACAAACACCAUCUCAAAGUUCACUCCAGAAGUUAGACAAUUUUACUCAGAUGGAAACAGCAGUCCUUCCAAACCUGUUGCUAUGGAAACUACUAGGAUGAACAGACGUUCCAGCAAAGGAGCUUCUCUUAGCUCUCCUUCAAGAUUAGCCUAUUCAAGUAGCACCAGUGAAGAUGGCCAGGAUCCUAAAACUUUAGACGACACUGAGUUAACUGAGGCUCUGGCAAAACCAGUUACAAAAUUGAAUAUUCGGAGCGAAAAAAUGAGAGCUUUAAGUGAGAUGCUGAUUAGUGGAAAGAAAGUGAACUCACAAGCAAUUGGUCUGCUUCUCACUGCUCAGUCUCAAGUCCAUUUUGUAAAACGAAAAUCCAAUGCAGGGGAUUACAGUGUGGAUUAUGGGGACAGAUCAAAAAUUGUCAGAAAAUCAAAAGAUUUAGAUUAGAUAUUCACUCAUUGCUUUCCUUGCAUAGUUUGAUUAAUAUAUCAUGCGAUUGAGAGACAGCUUUAUCAUAUGAAUACACUCGAACCUGUGCUGUUA
Molecule: messenger RNA, 2030 nt
Organism: Ciona intestinalis (vase tunicate)
Lineage: Eukaryota; Metazoa; Chordata; Ascidiacea; Phlebobranchia; Cionidae
Product: menin-like
Biological process (GO): regulation of transcription by RNA polymerase II; negative regulation of cell cycle; negative regulation of cell population proliferation
Cellular component (GO): histone methyltransferase complex; nucleus; chromatin
Molecular function (GO): Y-form DNA binding; chromatin binding; transcription cis-regulatory region binding
Source: RefSeq, a predicted model, not a curated record